Symbiodinium sp. CCMP2592 is the source of this 1770-nucleotide messenger RNA. The record is from the annotation of a GenBank genome assembly. NCBI's taxonomy places the organism in Eukaryota, Dinophyceae, Suessiales, Symbiodiniaceae.
AUGUCGGUGCUUUCGCCCGAUCUCAUCGCCCAGGUGGACAGCAUGCUGGACCAAGCCGCUGAAGGAGAUCGGUUGGUCCGGACAGUGCAAGACUUGCUCCAACUUCUCAAGCAGAACAACUUGGUCACGAGCAUGAGGCUCAGCCCCAUGCACGUGGGCGUACACCCGAAAAACCGCGAUGGUGCCGGGAUUAUCGCAGGCGACUGCUUGGAGUUGCUAGAGAAUGUGCUGUCUGUCGGAUUUGUUCGCGACCGCAUCACAGCCCUGGCUGUGGAGAUAACGGAUGCAUCCGUCCGUCGCUUCAACGAGGACCUCGUCCGAGGCUCCGGCGGCCAGCUGGGCGAGCUGGACGGUGACAUGCUGAAGGUUGUGUCAUUGGCUGGGUCGCAUACAAAUUUCAUGUUGCGAUUGUUGUCACAGGGGGCAGCUCUUUCUACUUCGGCGGCUUCGGUGGAUGGACGGCUUUCAUUAGAGAAAGUGGCCCGGCGAGACCCUGAGCUUGCCAAUGCAGCCCGUGAGGGGCUGGUCUGGGAUGUCAUAUCGAGGGAAGUCGCCACAAGAUGGCCGCAGUUCCUGGGCCUCGUCCAAUCGGCCAUGAAUGCUACGCUUCAAAAGCAGGAGUCCGAAAUGCAGCUCUUGCAUCGGGUUCAUCGACUCGUCUCGGCCGUGGAGAAAGUUGACUUCUCCAGCAUCAAAAAGCAAGCCUUGGCUUCCAAGCCACCUUGCUCGGAGGGUUUGGACCAGGCGAAGACGGCGGAUUCGUUGCUCUCACAGAUCCGUGAGAAAAUGAACUCUGCCGGCCUUGACCCGCUCAACAGCCCCGAUGCCCUGCACAUUCUCGGCAUGACGGAAGUGAACAUUGCCGCAAAGAUUUUGGGGGUCGUGCAGCCGCAGGAAAAGCGCUACAAAAGCCUGCACGGCAUAGCUCACGACUGUAUGGUUUUGCUCAGCAAAAUCAGCACCCAGGCACUCGAGAACCCGUGGGCCGACAAGGCCGAAGAGACGCCUUCGGGAUCCGGCGAUGCGACCACAGCACAGCCGAGCACGGUUGCCAUGCGAGAGUUGCUUGACGAUGGAACCUAUGGUAACCCUGACGAGGUUAUGCGAGAGGCAGGCUUUGAGGUGGGCUGCACGAUCAAGCGAAAGAAUGACAAAGACGAGUACAUCAUCCGUGGUGUGAAGAAGACUUAUGUGCGAGUGGAGAACCAGUCCACUGGGGUCAUAGUGAAAGCAAGCCUCGAAUCCUUCAUGAGCAAAGAGUGGACAAAGGUCGUUGCCAAGCCGCAGCCCUCCGUGAUCGCAGACCUUACCCUCUUCAACCCCGAUGAGAGUUUGGAUUGGCAGGCCCACGUGUUUGUCGGUGCAUUGUUGCAGGAGCUUCAGGGGCUGUGGAAGACGUUUGGAUCGAGCAGUUUGCAAGGCAAGUUGAGCUUGCAGCUGAAGCCUUCAAAGGCACUCACGGCAACUGCAGCAUUUCCGAAAAGGCUCUUCUUUGCAGUGUCCAGCAAUCAAUUGCCGAAAGAAGAAGGCGGGCACGGAUUCCUCGCCCCGUAUGUCGCAGUGCCCACGACUCCGGACGAAGAGCAGGCCAGUUUGGAGGAGUUCAUGCACAAGGCUCCUCUCGCAAAAUGGCCGUUGUUGCGCAACAAGGCAGCCAUCAGCAUCGGCGACUCCCUCUUGAUCUACAAGCCUGUUUCGAAAGCGGCCGCGGAAGACCUUGAAGAGGCAUCCCCUCUUGCUGCGAAACGUCGCCGGCUGAAGAUGGGCUGA